UUAAAUUUGACAUCUACAACAGUGGUUAAAAAUUAUGAAUAAAAUUUUAUUAACAAUUUUAUUCGUUUUAAUAUAUUUCUGCGAUGCCUCAGAUGUUUGUUACCAGAAAGGCGGCAAUUGCCUCGACGAUAACAAAAGGUACUUAUUCUACGAGGUAAAUAGACCCGAGGGGUUUAAUUUGAGACGAGACGUUUAUUUGCGCUUUGCCAUGUUGGCACGCAAGAUGAAGGAAUCGAACGAUGAGAAAUUGAAUAAUAUCCAAUUGGUCCUUCCGCCUUGGUCGAACUUGGUCCAUUGGAAAUACACGGACAAGCCGGAACACAUUCCGUGGGGUUACUACUUCGAUGUGGACAGUUUGAAGAAAUUCGCCCCUGUCGUAGAAAUGUACGAAUUCUUUGCGAAUUACCCGAAUAAAUACUCCAAAGUCGAGAUAGAAGAAGUGUAUACAUUGCAACAUUUCGAAGAUAUGUUCGAAACGGGCAAUUUCCAAGACAAAAUGCAACUCGAUAACUGCAAUAAAGACUACCAUUACUCGUAUUUUUCCUACAAAAAUGUCACAUCGAAGAAUACGAGGUGCUUGUCGUACCACGGACCGGCCACGAAAUUGAGCGAAAUCUUCUCGAACAGUUCCGCAAAGACUAUUUUAAUCGAUCACGCCGAAGUGGCCCUUCACGAUUACUUCGGCAGCCCGCUCUACUGGCAAGCCAGGCGGAGCAUGAGAUUCAACAAAGAUCUCAAAAGCAUAGCUGAUGAGUUUAGAAGAAAAUUCCUUCACUCGUCCGAUGAUAAAGACGGUACUCGCCUUCCUGAUGAUUGGACUGAUGAAACAGCUAAACGGAGCGCUGUAGGUGGACCUUACGUUGGAAUACACUUGAGAAGGAAGGAUUUCGUGAGAAAUAGAGCCGAAGAAGUGCCUACUUUGAUGAGCGUGUCAGAGCAAGUGAAAACUGUGCUGUUACAAUUAAAUUUAAAUACAGUUUUUGUAGCUACAGACGGUACAAAUGAAGAGUACAAAACGUUGGUAAAUUUAUUAGAUGGAUUUGAAGUAUUGAGGUAUACGCCGGACUCGAAUACUAAAGAGAAGUAUGGAGAUGGUGGAGUAGCUAUUAUCGAUCAGAUAAUUUGCUCGUAUGCGAGAUAUUUUAUUGGUACUUAUGAAAGUACGUUUACUUUUAGAAUACAGGAGGAACGGGAAAUUAUCGGUUUUAAAACUGAGACGACCUUUAACGUGUUUUGCGGUAGGAAAGAUUGCCCUAAACCCUCCGUUUGGGAAAUAGUUUAUUGAUCAAUUUAAUUGAUCGAUUGUGAAUUUGAUUAGGUUUCAUUUUAGAAGCGAUUAGUACAUUAAUUCGUAAUGCAGAGUAAAUUUAUAUUAAUUGAAAAAAUGCAUUUACUUGGGUAAUAAACUUAGUGUGUGUGUGUUAAAUGAAAGGAUUCUGUAAUCGAUAGAAAUAAAUCAUUUAUUAACUGUUAAAAAAAUGACAUUAAACAUAUAUUUAUACAUUUUUUUCCAUAUAAAAUUUACAGUAUGUAAGAAACAGCAUUAUACAACAAAAUUUUGUUAUCUUCUAAAAAGAUCUAUUUUUUUGUUAUGUACAAAUUUAUACUAAAACGCUACGAUCUUCGGGGUAUUUUCCAUUUACAAAAUACUCGAGUAAUUGCGCAUUCUUCACUACAACAUUGUAAUGUAAUCGUAAAGAAUAAAACAUUCACUUUAGUUUUUUUUAAUUAUCGAUAAUAAUUCAUUCUACAAUUUUUUUAUAUAAAUAAUACAUUUUUCGUUGCGACUUAGGCCACACAGGUAGGCUUUUGAAACCACACUAGGGAAUAUUUGAUACAUAGGGCGAUUUUGUAUAGAUAAAAUUUAAAAAACACGUUAAUCUAACAUCCAUAUGAAACAUUGAUUGAUCAUUCAGUAUUAGAAAUUAGCAGGAUUUAUUGUAUUGUUCAAUAGCAAAGUGUAAUAUGAUAAAUGUAGAUGAAUAAAAGAGUGAGUCUGAUGAUCGGAAGACCGAAAGGAAGACGCAAUAACAAUGAAAUCCAGAUGAGAUACAAAUUAAUUUUUUUACCUAUUUAGGUACUUUUAUACUAGAAUUUAUUCGUGUACAAAUUCAAUGGAAUUUCAUUCAAAAAAUGCGUACUAUGGUAGUAAAUUUACUCACUCAUUCUUUGUUGUAUAACAUUAAAAGGGCGGGAAUUAUGUAAUACUUGAAGGGAAUUUGUAAGUCUUUCGCCGGUAAUCAUAAAUUCAUUGUAGUUUUAAAUUCCGGGUAGUUUUCGCGUUUCUGUACAUACGUAAAAGCUUUAUUACAGCAACGUCUAAAUAUCUACAUUGUUCUAUUCAGUCAGAAGUUGGAUAGGUGUAGAAAAACAUUUUUUUCAAAUGUCUAUUAGGAUAGUUUUUUCUAUAAAUAAAUAAAUAAAUAUCUAUUGGCAUUUGUGCUACACUUAGAUCAUUCUUUCAUCACAAUUUCUAUAUGAAAUAUUUAAUUGACCCGUUUAUUACAGGAAUUUUUAAAUACUUUUAAAUUUUAGUCAGCAGUGGGUAAAAUCUAAAGAGAAAUUGUGAUAAAUAAUCGUGGAAAAACUAUUGUCGUUUGUUCAUUUAUGAUAUUUUUUACUCAUAAUUUCGACGAUUUAGACACUUUUCAAUCUAUGAUAGGAUUGAAUGAUAAUGGCCCAAUCUCUUUAACGUAAACAAAGUCCAUGGUUACUCCAUAACAACAAUGUAAAACUGUCAUUUGAAAGAAUCUCCUUAGUUACACCAUAACAACAAUGUAAAACUGUCAAUUGAAAAAAUCUCUAUAGUUACUUCAUAACAACAAUGGGAAUCGUCUCAACUCGACCUGCACAUGCACAAACGACAAUAAUCGCAAUUCGUCCGGUACAUAUCACAAAACAACUUCGUAUAAUUUUCGACUAGCGGAGUACGCGGGGGGGGGGCGCUUAGACGCAACUUUCUGGCCCCGGGAUCGAAUCGGCUAUGAUGUGGUCUCUUCGCGUCGUGAAGUUCGUAUAAGUGCCGUCCCGGAGCCUCCUGCUCAGGCUGUCGCUCGACGAACUCGG
Messenger RNA from Phyllotreta striolata, 3066 nucleotides. Lineage: Eukaryota; Metazoa; Arthropoda; Insecta; Coleoptera; Chrysomelidae. The record is from the annotation of a GenBank genome assembly.